Molecule: messenger RNA, 4222 nt
Organism: Physcomitrium patens
Lineage: Eukaryota; Viridiplantae; Streptophyta; Bryopsida; Funariales; Funariaceae
Biological process (GO): protein phosphorylation
Molecular function (GO): ATP binding; protein binding; protein kinase activity
Source: RefSeq, a predicted model, not a curated record
UCCGGGGUGGAAGGCUAUAUUUCUACUCUCUGGCUGAAGUCCUCUCUUAGUCUGACCCGUGUUACUCAUUGGCUACUGUCAGGCAGAGCUACCUGAGAUUUUGGUUUUCGAGGCCUGGGCUGCGAGUGUGAGAUAGGAGCAGAUCAAGGUGUUCUUUGUGGCGGCAUUGCCUUCCUCAGAGAUUCUUGCCCACUCUCUUUUGUUCUCAUUCCCCAGUUGCUGCAGCUGAUGGUUGGGCUUUUGAGAGCUAUGUAGAGCUUCGCCACACGCCUCAGCUCGGGGAAAGGAAUCAUCCAAUGCCGGAGCUGGAUGCCGAGCGCAACUGGAGUAUUUCGAGACGUGAGUGCGUAAACGUGCCAGGGCUUUUUGCUUUCGGAGAGAGAGGAGGGGUUUGGGAGAGGUUGUAUCGAGGCAGCAGAAAGGAUGGCGAGAGCUGGACUACAGCGGCCAAUGCAGCAGCUCGUCCUCUGUGCGCUUGUAGUUUUCAUUUUCAGCCGGAGGAGCUCGACGACAUUAGCUAUAUCCUUACCUGAUGAAGUGCGUGCUCUAGUGAACCUGAAGGCCGCAUUCGUGAAUGGUGAGCACGAGCUUAUUAAUUGGGAUAGCAACAGUCAAUCUCCUUGUGGGUGGAUGGGUGUGACCUGCAACAACGUCACUUUUGAGGUCACUGCAUUGAAUUUGUCAGACCACGCUCUAGCAGGAGAAAUCUCUCCGUCAAUAGGACUGUUGCGCAGCCUGCAAGUUUUGGAUCUCAGUCAAAACAAUAUUUCUGGACAACUCCCAAUUGAGAUAUGCAACUGCACGAGCCUGACAUGGAUAGAUUUGUCGGGGAAUAACCUUGAUGGCGAGAUCCCUUAUCUCCUGUCUCAGUUGCAGCUGCUUGAAUUCUUGAAUUUGCGGAAUAACAAGCUUUCGGGGCCUAUUCCAUCUUCCUUUGCAAGCCUUUCGAACCUGCGACACUUGGAUAUGCAGAUAAACAACUUGUCUGGUCCCAUACCUCCCUUACUCUACUGGAGUGAAACGUUGCAAUAUUUAAUGUUGAAGUCAAACCAGCUAACAGGAGGAUUAUCUGAUGAUAUGUGCAAAUUAACCCAGCUUGCCUAUUUCAAUGUUCGAGAAAACAGGCUUUCAGGGCCUCUACCAGCUGGCAUUGGAAAUUGCACAUCCUUUCAGAUCUUGGACUUGAGCUAUAAUAAUUUCUCCGGAGAGAUUCCAUACAACAUUGGCUACUUGCAAGUCAGCACCUUGUCAUUGGAAGCGAACAUGCUUUCUGGCGGAAUUCCUGACGUUCUAGGGCUCAUGCAAGCUCUUGUGAUUCUUGAUCUGAGCAACAACCAGCUUGAAGGCGAAAUUCCCCCAAUACUUGGAAAUCUAACCUCUCUUACGAAGCUAUAUCUUUACAAUAACAAUAUCACAGGUUCCAUUCCGAUGGAAUUCGGAAAUAUGUCACGACUGAACUACCUAGAGCUAAGUGGUAAUAGUUUGUCGGGACAAAUUCCUUCCGAAUUAAGCUACCUCACAGGCCUAUUCGAACUGGACUUGUCUGAUAAUCAGCUUUCUGGUUCUAUUCCCGAAAACAUCAGCUCAUUGACUGCACUCAACAUUCUCAAUGUGCACGGCAACCAGCUUACCGGAAGUAUUCCUCCAGGACUUCAACAGCUAACCAAUCUCACCCUACUGAAUUUGUCAUCCAAUCACUUCACCGGAAUUGUGCCAGAGGAGAUUGGAAUGAUUGUGAACCUUGACAUCCUGGAUUUGUCACAUAACAAUCUAACUGGGCAAUUGCCAGCCUCAAUCUCGACGCUUGAGCAUCUGCUCACAAUAGAUCUACACGGCAACAAACUGAAUGGUACUAUUCCAAUGACGUUCGGCAACUUAAAGAGCCUGAACUUUCUCGACUUAUCGCAUAACCAUAUUCAAGGGUCUCUCCCCCCUGAGCUGGGUCAACUUUUAGAGCUCCUACACUUGGAUUUGAGUUACAACAAUCUCUCAGGUUCCAUUCCAGUGCCACUGAAAGAAUGCUUCGGUUUGAAGUACUUGAAUCUGUCCUAUAAUCAUCUCUCGGGAACUAUUCCUCAAGACGAGCUCUUCUCAAGGUUUCCUUCCAGCAGCUACGCUGGGAACCCCCUGCUUUGCACAAAUAGUAGUGCCUCAUGUGGGCUCAUUCCUCUGCAGCCCAUGAACAUUGAAUCUCACCCUCCAGGCACACUUGGGGUAUCAGCUACAUGGGGAAUCACAAUUUCAGCACUUUGCUUGCUUGUCCUCCUCACUGUCGUGGCUAUUCGAUAUGCCCAACCGCGCAUUUUUAUAAAAACAUCCAGCAAAACAUCUCAAGGUCCACCGAGUUUUGUGAUACUUAACCUAGGCAUGGCGCCGCAAUCUUACGAUGAGAUGAUGCGUCUCACAGAGAAUCUUAGUGAAAAGUAUGUGAUCGGACGGGGAGGAUCAAGCACAGUAUACAGGUGUUACCUGAAAAACGGCCACCCCAUUGCAAUCAAGAGGCUGUACAACCAAUUUGCACAAAACGUCCAUGAAUUUGAGACGGAGUUAAAGACGUUGGGCACCAUCAAACAUCGAAAUCUUGUCACUCUGCGGGGCUACUCCAUGUCCUCCAUCGGCAACUUUCUUUUCUAUGAUUACAUGGAAAAUGGGAGCUUGCAUGAUCAUCUUCACGGUCAUGUGUCGAAGACAGAGCUCGACUGGAACACAAGGCUCAGAAUUGCAACCGGAGCAGCUCAGGGGCUUGCGUACCUUCACAGGGAUUGUAAGCCGCAAGUGGUGCACCGUGACGUAAAAUCAUGCAACAUUCUUCUAGAUGCAGAUAUGGAGGCACAUGUUGCGGAUUUUGGCAUCGCGAAAAACAUACAGGCAGCGAGAACGCACACUUCUACUCACAUUCUGGGCACCAUUGGGUACAUUGAUCCCGAGUACGCACAAACGUCUCGCUUGAACGUGAAGUCGGAUGUUUACAGCUUUGGUAUCGUUCUCCUGGAGCUUCUCACGAACAAAAUGGCUGUAGACGAUGAAGUCAACCUCCUCGAUUGGGUCAUGUCGAAACUAGAAGGCAAGACGAUACAGGAUGUGAUCCAUCCACACGUUCGAGCUACAUGCCAAGAUCUGGACGCGCUGGAGAAGACUCUAAAGCUAGCCCUUCUGUGUUCGAAGCUGAACCCAUCUCAUCGCCCGUCAAUGUAUGACGUAUCGCAGGUUCUGCUGUCUCUUCUUCCAAUGCAAUCUGAAACAGACGACCCCAUGUCGAAGUCCUCUCUCCCUGCAAAUCAGCGGCGGUACAUUGACAUGUACAGCACCAAGCACACCGAAGCUAUUUCUCUCAGUAACAGCUCAUCUGGCGAUACGCUCCUUUACCAAUUCAAGGAGGUCAUAUCCGGAAAAUUGUGAAAAACUGACAGGAGGUUGGGUAUUGGUCUGAGAUGUUUAAAGACGCAAUCGGCACCACCCUGCCUUGAUCUGCUGCUGCAGGCUGACGUUCAAUCAAGAGGUGGGCACCCCUCUGGCUGCAUGUAUUCAGAAAAAAAAAACAGUUUAAUUUGAAGACAGUCCAGUGGGUUCGUCGCAACAAAACUUCCAGACUUUCGAAACCAGAAGCGCAUAUCAAUCACUAUGCCAAUUCCCCCAGGAGGAGCACAUCAUGGAAGUUUCAAUUUCAUCCGGCAGCAAUGAGCUACUAACUUGAAUCCAAGCUAUCAAAGAACUCAAUCCUGACUCAAGAACACUUACAACAACGGUGUGACUUGCGGUGUCACUCGGGACACGUUUUGUCGGUAAAAAUUUUGACACACGAAGGGCAGAUGCGAGGAGGAAGCGAAGGAGAUAGAAAACGAGACAGACAUGUACAGAAAGAUCAUCACUCAGUUAAGUCAAGUCAGUCAAGUCAAGUCAAGAGUAGAGAUGUAGAUCUUCACAAUGGAUUGGAAUCGGAGCCGGCCACAGACCUUGACAAACAAAAUAUAUCAUGUUUCUAUUGUGCUUCUUCAGAAACAAAAAAAGAAGUAACUGCUGUAAUUAUACACACACCAGCUUCCUUCCUUCUCUCUGUCAACUCUCCAUUUGCCCUUGAUUUAGGGUUUCGUUAUGGACCCAGGUUUAGGGUUUAGCCAAGUGGAAAAUUGGUGAAGUUGAGAGCAGUCUUGUGUUUUGUCAUUGUGUGCCUGGUUUGUGGGCACAAUGCCAAUCGAUUUUCAAUGAUUUUUUUGUCUUCUCA